UGCAGCUGGUGACUAUUAAGCCAUGGAUAUGUUUCCGCUUCAGUUCACUGCACCCCUUGUGGAUGUAGAAUCAGAAGAAAACCAUAUGGUGCCCUCAGUUACACUUAACGGGCAUGGAGCGAUCAAUAGGAUAAAGGUCGAAGAUUCUCCCCUUAACAAUGCUCUUAAAAGCGACUACGUCGAAGUGGAGGUAGAAUACUGCGGUAUGAACUUCACGGACAACUACCUGCGUUUGGGCAUAAUAAGAAAUUACAAAUUCCCCGUCGUCAUGGGCAGUGAAUGCUGCGGCACUGUGACACGUGUCGGAAAUGCUGUUACCGAUCUGAAGGCCGGGCAGAAGGUGCUGUGCUUGAAAAUGCAAGGCGGCCUGUUCAGACGGAUGGUCCACGUCCCGAGGAAAAACUGCUUCCUGGUGCCAGCCGAUAUCGGCCUCCAGGAUGCCAUUGGUCUUGGUCUCAACUACUUGGUAGCUCACAUCUGCUUGUUCGAACUGGGCUGCAUCAAAGCAGACGACGUAGUUUUCAUGCAGUCGAUUGCAGGUGGUGUUGGAACGGCUGUUACCCAGCUUUGUCAGACACUACAAAAUGUUAAACUCCUGGGAACCGCUUCAGAAUCAAAGUUCGCUGAUCUAAAAUCUCAUGGAGUGGACCGUGUUUUCCGCCACGGCGAUGAUUACGUACAAGAAAUCCUCAAAACAUAUCCUGAAGGACUAGAUACCAUCAUAAACAGCAACGGUGGAACGGACAUUGAAAGGUGCUUUAAAAUGCUGAAACGUUGUGGCACGUUGAUCCUGAUAGGUUCCAACUGCACUGCUUCGUAUCCCAAAACUAAAGCCUGGGGCAUGAUCAGGCCAACGUGGGAUACCCAAACGGUGUCGUCAGCUGAGCUGAUUAGCAAAAACCACACUGUGGCGGGCGUAAAUAUUGGGCUGUUGCUGCAAACUGAACAAGAGAUGAUGCAGGCCAUAGUCGCAGAGAUAUUUGAACUACGAUCCAGUGGGAAAAUUGAACCCCGUAUUCAUUCAGUUCUGCCUUUCGAAAAGGUCACUGAGGGUAUGAUCGAGCUAUGCGAGAGAAAGAACUACGGGAAGAUUAUCUUGGAUGUGAAGCGAAAAACUGCCACGCCAGACGAGCCAGAUGUUUCCGGCGCAGCGGAAUCAGAAAAGAAGCCUCUUCUUGCCCAUGAGGAACAGGGCCAGGUGGAAACAAAUGAGAAGGGCGUAGAGACACAGGAACCUAGUCUGGAAGCGGCAGCGGAAGCAGAGCCUGAGCUAGCUCGUACUGAAGAUACUGAGGAAACUGAAGCAACAGAACCAGUCGAACAGAAACAGCAAUACGAAGAAAAGAUCGCCGAGGAGCCGAAGGAUGCCAGUGGAUCUCAAUGAGAAAGAUGCAGCUAAAGAUGUGAUGUACUAUUUAUACUGUUAAAUUAUUCUCUAAAAUUAUUUUAAAGUUGUUAGAUUUUUAAUUAUGCUUCC
This is a messenger RNA of Schistocerca cancellata (South American locust), 1477 nucleotides long. RefSeq names its product synaptic vesicle membrane protein VAT-1-like. Lineage: Eukaryota; Metazoa; Arthropoda; Insecta; Orthoptera; Acrididae. The record is from RefSeq and is a predicted model, not a curated record. The transcript has 7 exons. The coding region runs from base 23 to 1384 and encodes 453 amino acids. Gene Ontology annotation, molecular function: oxidoreductase activity.